Molecule: messenger RNA, 1786 nt
Organism: Amphimedon queenslandica
Lineage: Eukaryota; Metazoa; Porifera; Demospongiae; Haplosclerida; Niphatidae
Product: negative elongation factor A-like
Exons: 9
Coding region: 88-1656 (522 amino acids)
Source: RefSeq, a predicted model, not a curated record
UCCUGCUUUUAUUUAACCCUUUUCUCACUAUAUUAAUUUUAUAAAGAACUGGGUUUUUAAUAAGUCCUUGUGUGUUAUAUCGAUACAAUGGCUAGUUCAGAGCAGGACGAGGCCCUCCAGUAUUUAUUGAGUAAGCUUCAGAGUGAUGACGGGUGGUCCUGCGCUAAUCUGGCCUGGAAUAAGGACAGGCUAACAGUCAUUGCUGAUCAGUUUUCUAAUUUUGAUGGAGGAGUGAAGAGCAAGCUCCUCCUCUCAUUCCUUGCAAUGUCUCCUCGUGUCAUUGCCAGCUGUAGGGACGAGAUGUUUAAACUCCUCAGGCUAGCUCGACGUGACAGUGAUGAGUGGGUGCGGUUAUUAGCAUCAGUCCUUGGUUCCUUUCCAUCUGAUCAGCUCAUCACAUUGGAUGAUGACUCCACAGCUAGUGAUAUACUAACAGAGCUGUCGGACACUAUCUCUUCUGUUAAUGGUUCCUAUUCUUGUCCUCAAGAGUUGUCUUAUCUAAGUUCAACUGUUCUUAAUGAAUAUAUUAAUUACAGUCCAACUAAUAGUAAUCAUUUCAAUUUGAGACAAAGACCAAAAACAUCUUCUCAAUUAAGAACUGACGUACUUCACAGAGCUGAGAUUGAUUAUGCUCAAGCUGGUUCAUUAAUUCGUGAUAGAAUGCUCCAGAGACAGCCAUCAACUGGUUCCAAAUCAUUCGUCUCAUUGCCCCAGAGACUCUCCUCAUCUGUUCCCAUUAAAACUGGACUAAUGCAGAGGAGGCACAGGCAGAAAGGAACUAAAUUAUUGGAAAUUGAUGAAGUACCUUUGGCUGGUCGCAGGAAAAGAAAAUCAAGUGUGCUUGAUGUUGAUACUCCGACUAACAAGAAACUGGCCACACCCACUGGAGCUAGUCCACUUGUUGCUAUGGCAACACCUCCAUUAGCGGAGGCCACGCCCACAGAGGGUGGGGCUCCUACCCCAGACUAUGCUGCAGCCCUGACCAAUGAUGAUAGCUCAAUACAGCCACACCUCUCCUCUUAUAGCGGAGGGUUCUUCCCUAGCACUCCUCUAUCAGCAAAGUCUCUCUCCUCUCCUUUGAAAUCACCCGACAAACCUAAAAUUAAACCCGUUAGUGUUUCCAUGGCAACUGUUGCUAAGACGCCAGCAAGUGCUGAGUCAUCAUUUUCAGCUGAAGUGAUUCAGUCGAUACUAACCAACACUAGCAUACAGACCACACCUACUGAGCCACACCCCUCAACUACCACUCAACAGCAAAGCCUCCUUGAGGAGAGACAGAGACUCUUACAGCAAAUGACCACACCCACUCAAACCACUAACCCUAUUGCGCAACCCGUUGCUAAGCAACCAACAAAUCGUCUUAAAUUGAGCCGACAGCAAUUAGCGGUGGCCCAGGAGAUAUUUAGGGAGGCUCCUCACUUGAACAAGCAGCAGAAGGCACUGAUACUAGCCUUCAUGGCUGGAUCAAGAGACAAUCCUCUCCCUGGUCAUGAUGUUAUAUCAUUAAAACUGAAUCAGCGCCAGCAGCAGGAGUUCACCACCAGCAGUGAAGGAGAGAAGACCCUCCGGACAGUACAACUGGAAACGAUAUUUGAGAUGAACUACAACACAGGACAAUGGAGGAAGCUUCAAGUUAAGAGACCGUUGACAUCUUAGUGAUAGUCCAUGCUGUUUGUUAUAAAUUAUCAUGAAAGAAAUCAAAUAAUGACACACCAACAACUAGUGUUUAAGAAAUGAUAGCACCAUUACUAAUUCAUUCCAUGGUGCCAUUGUUUUAAGAAGUCAA